ACCACAGAUGGUAUCCCUACAUGACAAUGUCACUAUAGUCUGUGAAAUCCCUGGCUCACCCCACCUGGACAUCACGACUGUGGGAAUCAUCUGGUCUUUGAAGAAUGAGUGGCAUGAAGCCGAGGUCCCCAUAUAUGAGUUUUAUGGAAAGCACCUCAAGGCAUUCCGACCUGGAGCCAGUGUGUCAUUGUUGAGGCUAGAACGGGGAGAUGCCUCCCUCCAUCUGCCCAGGAUCGAGCUGAGAGAGGCUGGAGAAUACCGAUGCAAGCUGGUGGUCACCCCUGACCAGGCAGAGGGAAUAACCAGGCUAGAUGUCGUGGCUUACCCAGCCAUGGCACUGUUUGUGGAAGCGGAGCGAAAUGGUGAAGGGCAGCGCAUUAUAUGCGAGCUGGAUGGAUUCUACCCAGAAGCCUUUGCCAUCAAGUGGGGGAGAUGUACCCUGAAGGAUCCCCACUUCCGAGUGAUUACUGACGGCAUCGUCACUGGUCCCACGGUGAAGAAUGAGGAUGGCACCUUCAGUGUUACCAGCUCUUUGGCCCUGAAGCCAGCUCUGCAAGACCGUGGGACUAUCUACCACUGUGUGGUGUCACACAGAUCCUUGCCUGUCCCCAAGAAGCUCAAUCUCACACUGCCCGAGAAAGGGUCUGUGGAGAUAUAUGUUACUAUUGUUUUUCCCAGUGUUCUGCUGGGUUUAGUGCUAGCUUUUUGGCUCUGGAGAUGCUGCUAUGCAGGUGCUGCUACCACUUAGCAGGAACCCUUGAGUGAAAAGGGCACAAAGCCCGUGACUUGGCCUGAAUCUCGCAUCCAUUUCUUCUGUCUUCAUCCUUCAGUGUCCUUCACACGUGGACAGCUCCUUGACAUGGGGUCCAGCCGUUUGACAUGCUGUCAGCUAAGAAAAUUUAAGCUGUAAUUUUUAAAGAUCAAUUUUUAGGAUUGUUUUCUAUGUGAGAUUCUUAAUCAUGAAAACACAGUAUGGCGAAACUUCCAAUGAAAGCAGUCUGCAAGGGGCAUUUCUAGCUCUAAGUGUCUACUAAGAUAAAUAUCUUGACGAUACACCAUAGGGCCUUGGAAAAACAAGCUCAAGCCAAACCUCAAAUCUACAGUUGGAAGGAAUUAAAAUUAAGGCAGAGAUUAAUCAAAUGGAAAUGGAAAAGUAUGUUAAUGACUCCAGAGAGUCCUUUUGUAUCAAAUCCUUACUCAGGCUACUGGCAGAAAGCCAAGCCCCACCUUAAUAAGAUCAGAGAUGAGAAAGGAGCCAUCCAGAAGCUCAGGGAGUCCAGGACAUUCUUUAAAAACAGGCAUUCCACUAAAUUAGAACAUUUUUAAAGUAUUGGAUGAAUGACUUGGUAUAUAUGGUCUUCCAGAGUUAACCCCAGAUGAGAUAAAUAAUUUAAACAGAUCUGUUAGGAGAAGUGAGAUUAUGUAAUGAUAAUAACAGUAAGAGCAACAAUGUCUUCAAACAAAGUAGUGUUCAUCUCUGUCCAAACCAUACAUGGUUCUCUGGACAGCAGAAAAAUAUACAUGCUUCUAACAAAUCUGUAGUUCUUGCUAGGACUCAAAGUUAUGAGUCUAUUCCUUCUGUUUACAGA
Microtus ochrogaster (prairie vole) is the source of this 1589-nucleotide messenger RNA. RefSeq names its product natural cytotoxicity triggering receptor 3 ligand 1-like. NCBI's taxonomy places the organism in Eukaryota, Metazoa, Chordata, Mammalia, Rodentia, Cricetidae. The record is from RefSeq and is a predicted model, not a curated record.